Molecule: messenger RNA, 1810 nt
Organism: Nicotiana tabacum (common tobacco)
Lineage: Eukaryota; Viridiplantae; Streptophyta; Magnoliopsida; Solanales; Solanaceae
Product: tetrahydroberberine oxidase
Molecular function (GO): oxidoreductase activity; FAD binding
Source: RefSeq, a predicted model, not a curated record
UUCACCAUCAAACUUUGCAACAAGAAAUCAUGACAACUUUCAACAAGUUCAAAAUCUUUCUCUUUCUUUCAGUUUGCCUUUCAUCAACAUGGUUUACCUCAGCAAGUAUCCAUCAUGACUUUCUUGAAUGCCUUUCUCACAAAACUAUGAACUCAAAUUCAAUGUCACAAAUCAUCUACACACCUAAAAACUCAUCAUAUUCCACCAUUUUGAACUCUUUUGAAAGUAACCUAAGGAUAACCUCCGACUUCAAACCAUCAAUUAUUUUCACUCCUUUAGACGAAUCUCAAAUCCAGGCAGCUAUACAUUGCUCCAAGAAACAUGGCUUACAAAUUAGAAUUCGAAGCGGUGGACAUGACUAUGAGGGCCUUUCUUACAUUUCUGAAACCCCUUUUGUCAUCAUUGAUCUUAGAAACCUAAGAUCAAUCUCCAUUGAUACCGAAAACAAGACUGCUUGGAUUCAAGCUGGCGCGACCUUAGGGGAAGUUUACUAUAGAAUCGCCGAGAAAAGUAAAACACUAGCUUUUGUUGCCGGGGUUUGCCCUACUGUUGGUGUUGGAGGACACUUUAGUGGUGGAGGCUAUGGAAUGAUGUCUCGAAAAUUCGGUACUGCUGCUGAUAACAUUAUUGAUGCUAAGCUAAUUGAUGCCAACGGAAGAAUAUUGGAUAAAAAAUCAAUGGGGAAAGAUCUCUUUUGGGCUAUUAGAGGAGGUGGAGGGACUAGCUUUGGCCUCAUUAUUUCAUGGAAGGUGAGAUUACUUGAUAUUCCAGAAAAGGUGACGGUCUUCAACGUGACACGGACGUUAGAACAAAAUGCAACUCAACUUGUCUACAAAUGGCAACAUAUCGCGGACAAAGUUGAUGACAAUCUCCUCCUCAGGCUCUUCCUGAGGAGCAGUGAAUCUCCAUUUCGGCGCGGGCAAAGGACUGUCCACGCCUCUUUCACUACUAUGUUCGUUGGAGGAGUCGAUGAAAUCCUCCACGAAAUGCAAAAGAGCUUCCCCGAACUAGGGUUGGUGAAAGAAGAUUGCAUUGAGAUGAGUUGGAUCGAAUCUAUACUCUUCUUUGCUGGUUUCCCUAGGGGCACAUCACUUGAUGUGUUACUAAAUAGGAACAUCACAGCUACUCAAAGGGGAUACUUUAAAGGGAAAUCAGAUUAUGUCCAACAACCAAUUUCUAUAAAUGGUCUCAAAGGUAUAUGGAAACUGUUCAACCUAGUAGAUGAAAACUUAGCCGAAUUACAACUCAGUCCUUACGGAGGAAAAUUGAAUGACUUCAUAGAAUCUGAAACUCCAUUCCCACAUAGAGCUGGAAAUAUAUUUAUGAUCCAUUAUGGGGUGGCUUGGGAAAAAAUAGAAAGUUCUAAAAAACAUAUAGCUUGGAUUCGAAAUCUUUAUCGAUAUAUGGCUAGGUAUGUGUCCAAAUCUCCAAGAGCUGCUUAUUUCAACUACAGAGAUCUUGAUUUGGGAGUGAACAACAAAAGAAACACAAGCUAUGCACAAGCAAAAAUCUGGGGAGAGAAAUACUUCAAGAACAACUUUGAUAGAUUGGUGCAAGUGAAGACUAAAGUUGAUCCAACAAAUUUCUUUAGGAAUGAACAAAGUAUUCCUCCUCUCUCAUGAUAAUUUAAUUUAUGCAGUCUGCUAAGCCAUCACCGGUUGUCUAAAAAUAAGGAUUUUCAUACCGUUCUUUUACGUAUAUAUGUACUAAUAGUGAAAAAUAAAUGGAGCCAUGAUGUCCAAAAAAAAUAAUUGUGUAAGAUAUUUUCUGAUUUAUGAUUAAUAUAUACAUUUUAUAUUUCAUGUUAGGA